AUGGCGCAUAGUGGCGGGCCACUGGCGGUUGCGCUCUCUGGGGGGGACAGCGAGUUGGAAACUGGAUCACCUGAAACUCAGCUAGAUUUGCCCGAGAUCCCAGACACCUUGACCGAAGUCGGCGCCGUCAUGCCUAUCUACACCCAGGUUUCUUCUAUGAACCGGGACUUGAUGAAAGAGCUCAGCCCUGACGGAUUCGAGAAGUACGGGAAGUUCCUGGCAGAUGUGGAGUCCAAGUUGCAUGAAUUAACAGAUUCCUUCAAGGUUUCCACUGCCCAAUUGAAGAACCUUUGUCUGAAGUACAGGAAAGUCGUUGCUGCGGCGGGUGAGUGGCAAAUGGAGCCUGUUGCCUGGAUGUUCGAGGGCAGCCCGGAUGUGGACGCGGACGUGGAGAUGAUGCUGGAGUUGCGGACUGAACUCUCUGAACUGGUGAAGGCCAGCGAGAAGAUCACCGCAGUGGGUCGUGGGCAAGCAGCUUUGGUGAGACCGCUGCACAUUUGA
Messenger RNA from Cladocopium goreaui, 501 nucleotides. The record is from the annotation of a GenBank genome assembly. Lineage: Eukaryota; Dinophyceae; Suessiales; Symbiodiniaceae.